Molecule: messenger RNA, 3588 nt
Organism: Penicillium pulvis
Lineage: Eukaryota; Fungi; Ascomycota; Eurotiomycetes; Eurotiales; Aspergillaceae
Product: putative kinesin family protein (BimC)
Exons: 2
Coding region: 1-3588 (1195 amino acids)
Biological process (GO): microtubule-based movement; mitotic spindle assembly
Cellular component (GO): spindle microtubule; nucleus
Molecular function (GO): ATP binding; plus-end-directed microtubule motor activity; microtubule binding
Source: RefSeq, a predicted model, not a curated record
AUGGCCGGCCCAGCUCGGCCUGCCUCCUCCCUUCCUACGAAGCGGACAGGCUUGCGCCAGCCGACUCGACGUGCAGGUUCCGCCGUGCCGGAACAACGAGGAAUGUCGCCAGCAGUCACAGCUAAGCCUGCGACGUCAUCAAAUGCUGCUGUUACGACACGCGCUUCAAAACUUAGUCCAGACCAAGCUAGCGCGGCAGCAAAGCGAAAGGAGCGGGAAUUUGAACGGGAGAUCAAUGAGAAUACGAGCAUCCAUGUGGUCGUGCGUUGUCGCGGUCGAAACGACCGUGAGAUUCAAGAGAACAGUGGGGUUGUGCUGUCUACUGAAGGAGUCAGUGGCAAGCAGGUUGACCUGUCUAUGGGGCCCAAUGCGCUUUCAAACAAGGUUUAUGCUUUUGACAAGGUUUUCUCUCCAGCUGCGGAUCAAACUGUGGUGUUCGAAGAGACUGUCAUGCCAAUUUUAAAUGAGAUGCUCGCAGGCUACAACUGUACCAUUUUCGCAUACGGCCAAACUGGCACCGGAAAGACAUACACCAUGUCCGGAGACAUGACCGACACCUUGGGUAUCCUGUCCGACGACGCCGGUAUUAUUCCGCGUACUCUCUAUUCCCUUUUCCAAAAACUCGAGGGCACGGAAAGCACCGUCAAAUGCUCCUUCAUCGAACUUUACAACGAAGAACUGCGGGAUCUCCUUUCUGCCGAUGACCACACCAAAUUGAAGAUUUUUGAGAAUGAGAAGAAGGGCCAUGCGGCCACUAUGGUGCAAGGCAUGGAAGAAACCUACAUCGAUUCGGCCUCUUCCGGUAUCAAACUCUUGCAAAUGGGCAGUCUCAAACGACAAGUUGCUUCAACGAAAUGCAAUGAUCUGAGUUCUCGCAGUCAUACCGUUUUUACCGUCACUGUCCUUACCAAUCGGACAAGUGAGUCCGGCGAGGAUUAUGUUACUUCUGGAAAGCUGAACUUGGUGGAUUUGGCUGGAAGUGAGAAUAUCGGGCGGAGUGGCGCAGAGAACAAGCGUGCAGCCGAAGCUGGUCUGAUCAACAAAAGCUUGCUCACUUUGGGGCGAGUCAUCAACGCUUUGGUGGACAAGAGCUCACAUAUCCCUUAUCGGGAGUCAAAGCUCACACGAUUGUUGCAAGAUUCGCUUGGUGGUCUCACGAAAACAUGUAUUAUCGCGACAGUGUCGCCUGUACGAAGCAAUCUGGAGGAAACUAUUUCGACCCUGGAUUAUGCUUUCCGAGCCAAGAACAUCCGCAACAAGCCACAGAUCAACUCUCUUAUCUCGAAGAACAAGCUACUCCGGGAUAUUGGGAUGGAAAUCCAAAAAUUAAAGAGCGAGCUCAUUGCUACACGGAACCGCAAUGGUGUGUACUUGACACCAGAUGCUUACGAAGAGAUGAGAAUGGAAAGCGAGUCUCGCAGAAUUGUCAACGGAGAACAACGGGCAAAGAUUGAGUCAAUGGAAUCAAGCUUACGGCACAAGGUCCAAGAACUAUUUGCUCUGACUGGGAAUUUCAACACGCUGAAGGAGGAUAACGAAAACACCCAAAGAAAACUCAAUACCACAAGAGGCGCUCUGGAAGACACCGAAGUGAACCUGAAGAGCACUUCUGAGAAGCUAGAUGAAGAGAUGGCGGUUCGCAAGGCUCAUCAGUACACCGAGAAAAGGCUGCGUGAGAUAGGUGCCGAUCUUCUAUCUAUGCUAGAUGGCACCGUUGAUGAUGUCCGCGGACUCCAUGCUAAGAUAGACCGGAAAGACGAUUUGGAAACCGACAAUCGUCAGAUAUGGCAAGCAUCCACCGGAGAAGUCUGCGACGUGACUGAGAAGAUCGAUGCUCGUAUGGAACACUUCCAAAAGCAGCAUGCCAUGCUGCUGGAGAGCAUGUCUACCCGUAUCCAUGAAUUUGUAGGCAGUGAGAUUGGUGCCGUCCAGUCAGCACGCUCCCAACUUGAAGAGUACGACUCCACCUUUGACAAAGUUGAAGCUGAAGCCAAGAGCCAGACCAGCGGUGCACACGAUGAGAUGAACGAAGUUCUUGAGGAAAUCAAAGUCCUUCGAGAGGAUGUUAAGACGAAGGUCGGGAAGGGAUUGAACGGAUUAUCAGCUGCAGCUGCGCGAAUUUCCGAGGAGGUCAUUGGCGAAUUUUCCCAGUUCCACUUGCAGUUGCACUCAUCCUACAGUGCCCUUGGAAAGGAUUUCAAGGGCAUGUUCGACACCAUGGCAGCACACUUGGAACAGCAAAAGACCGAGGUCAAUCGGCUUCGACUUGAACUUCAGGAAUCCAAUCGCCAAGCAGUGGAGGCAAAUCGCAAGGCCUCGUCUACUUUGGCCCAGGUCAUGGAGGACGAGCAGGCCAGUGCCCAGGCUGAGCGUGACAAUCUCAUGUCUCAGAUCCGCAACCUACUUGAUGAUUCCAGCCAAAAGCAAUCCAUUCGUCUUAAGACCAAGGUCGAUGGUCUUCGCACAGAUAUUUCCGCAUCUGGGGAUUCUCUGGAGCAAGCGACAGCUCAAUAUGACCGACACGUUGACGAGUGGAUUUUUAAGGAAGAACAGUUCGCCAAGGAUGUUAUUACCUCUAGGGACGACAUCAAGACCAAGAUGCAGCAUGAUUGGGAGGCAUUUGAUCAACGCAAUGCUUCCAUCCAGCGCACCACCGAGUCUGUACACCAAGAGACUGUGCGUAUUGUGGAUGCACAGAUGAGUGACAUGAGCAAGCAAAUGGAAGCACUCGAUGAUUUUGUUGCCAAGGCUCGAUCUCACAACGGCCGCUUCCAUGAGGCACAGCUUGGCAGUCUGGCUGCGAUCGAUUCGAGCGUGCGAGGCUCCCGUAAGGCCAUCCGAGCUCAUUUAGAUGGCUUUGGCGGACGUGCGGGUCAACUUCAGGGUGAUAUCGAUAUGCAUACUGCUAAUAUGAAGCACUGCACGGCCCCUCUGCAGAAGGAGGUCCGUCAGCCACUCGUCAAUCUUCGGGACAACUUUGAAAGCCACCCUAUGAAGGAAUACAUUCCAUCUGGUGUCACGCCCAAGAAACGGAAGUACGAUUACCCUACGCACCUGCCUCGCACUGAGUCCCAUGAUGGCCUUCGUUCUCGACACCGAACCUCAAAGCAGUUUACUGCACUUCCAUUCAACGAGGAAGAAGAUACUCAGCCAGCCCCUGUCUCUAGUCCCCCCACCUCCUCCCCUGCGAAGGCCUUUGUUUAUAGCGAUCCUGUAGAGGAGAUCGAGACCCGACGUUCAUCAAUGGCGGUGACAUAUAACAACACUGGCCUUAGGGAGGUCGAUCUAAACGUCGCUAAAACCCUCUCUGAUAUUGCCGACGAUACCCCUAUCCCCAGCAAACCUGAUACCCCAGUACAUAUUCCAGUUGUGGAUCUCGACAAUACCCCUGCAAAGGACGAAUCUGAGCCGACGACCCUCAAACGCCGUCGCUCUGACUCAACCAGCAUGACCAACACCGUCGAGAGCAAGCUUCCCCAGAAGAUGCUCUCCAAGAAGAUGGCUGGCAUGAUGGAGGGCCGCGAGAAUGUGCCCCCCUCUGCUGCUCCCGGAGGCCGACGGUUAUACCGCAGCCGCGCUCCGAACUAA